UAAAAGUUUUGACCUACAACAAGAGGUUGAGUCGCCAAUACUCAAUAUGAGUUUCGACUUUGCGGAUGCACCUCCAGCCGCUAAUACGUCGGAAGCUGCAGUAACAUCAAUAUUACCCCCACCUUCACUAUCUCUACCAUCACCAUCAUUACCAUCGCAACCGCCAACAACACAACUACAACCACCAUAUUUUACAUCGGAAGGUGUAAGAUUAUCAAUUGAUCAUAACUUGUUCGUUUCAACAGGAUCCUAUUACUUAUGA
Molecule: messenger RNA, 262 nt
Organism: Funneliformis mosseae
Lineage: Eukaryota; Fungi; Glomeromycota; Glomeromycetes; Glomerales; Glomeraceae
Source: the annotation of a GenBank genome assembly